This is a messenger RNA of Neodiprion virginianus, 2792 nucleotides long. RefSeq names its product TAR DNA-binding protein 43-like (gene TBPH). The transcript has 4 exons. Gene Ontology annotation, cellular component: nucleoplasm. The record is from RefSeq and is a predicted model, not a curated record. Bases 224 to 1762 code for a protein of 512 amino acids. Gene Ontology annotation, biological process: regulation of gene expression. Gene Ontology annotation, molecular function: RNA binding. NCBI's taxonomy places the organism in Eukaryota, Metazoa, Arthropoda, Insecta, Hymenoptera, Diprionidae.
AGAUGAGGGCGCCAAGAGCGCCCAGAAAGAAACCCGACACGACAACGGACAAAAUGGCCACUUCCGGUAUCGACUGAACUCUACACAGUCUACACAAGCAGCACCGAAGAAGAGUACGAGAAGGAUGAGAAUCGAGAAAUAGUGUUGCUUGGGGUGUGUGUGUGUAUGUUUGUUGUGCUACUUUUUCUUGUGAGUUAAAAAAUCCGGUUGUAGAUUUGUGAAAAUGUCGUCGUACAUACAAGUAGCCGAGGACGAGGGUGAGGAGCCGAUAGAAUUGCCUACGGAGGACGACAGUACGUUGCUUCUGACUACCUUGUCCGCUCAGUUUCCCGGGACUUGCGGCCUCAAGUAUCGCAACCCCGAAUCUCGGGCUAUGCGAGGCGUCAGGCUUGUCGAAGGUCGCUUACACCCCCCCGAAAAUGGAUGGGGAAAAGCAGUCUAUUUUUGCGUUUUUCCAAAAGAAAACAAACGCAAGUCUGACGACAAUUUAGAGAAUUCAACGGCAAAGACGAAACGAAUGGAAACAAAAUUACGUUGCACCGAUCUAAUUGUUCUUGGUCUUCCAUGGAAAACGACUGAACAAAACUUGCGUGAAUACUUUGAGACGUUUGGCGAGGUCCUGAUGGCUCAAGUGAAGAAGGACGCGAAAUCCGGCCAAAGUAAAGGCUUUGGAUUCAUCAGAUUCGGAAGUUAUGAGUCACAGCUACGGUGUCUCGCUCAGCGGCACAUGAUUGAUGGAAGGUGGUGUGACGUUAAAGUCCCAAACAGCAAGGAGGGAAUGAUCCAACAAGUACCCUGCAAGGUAUUCGUGGGACGGUGUACAGAGGACCUGACUGCCGACGACCUGCGAGAAUAUUUCUCCAAAUUUGGGGAAGUGACCGACGUUUUCAUACCAAAACCUUUCCGCGCCUUUUCUUUUGUCACGUUCCUUGAUCCAGAGGUUGCUCAAUCUCUUUGUGGCGAGGAUCAUAUCAUUAAGGGCGUUUCGGUCCACGUAUCAAACGCUGCACCAAAAUCGGAGAGCAAUAAUAGAAAUUUUAAUAAUCAAAUGAACUCCAACAUGCGUGGCAGAGGAGGAGGCAGUGGUGGUGGCGGUGGCGGCGGCGGCGGAGGAGGAGGGGGGGUAGGAGGAGGUAGUGGUGGUAUGCAGACUGGUCCUAUCGAUGGCAACAUGCAGGGAAACUAUCAGGGCAACAGAUAUAUGGGUCAUUCGGGUAACAACAUGGGGCCGAACGGUUGGAGCAAUCCAGGUAGUCGCGGGAAUCUUGAUAUGCCGAAUCUCCAGGCACUUGGUAUAACUGGUCAGAACAACGGCGGGGGUGGAGGUGGCGGCGGAGGUAUGUCCAAUCCCCUGGCAAUGGGUAGUCUGAACCUCUCCGCCCUUCCAAUGAAUCCAGCCCUCGUUGCUGCUGCCCUGAAUCAGGCAUCGUGGGGAUUGAUUGGAAACCUUCAAAAUCAGGGAAACGAUCAGGGAUAUUCUAACCAACCAGGACCUCCGGGUCAGGCGCCGUCGGGGAAUAAUGCCCUUGGUAAUACCGGUAACUCGGGUUUUCUCAGCUGGAUGAAUCAGGGGGGUGGUGGGGGAGGCGGGGCUGGGGGAGCAGGGGGUGGCGGGGGAGGAGGGGGCGAUGGUAAUGCUGGAAAUCCUGGAGCGGGAGGCGGUGGUCCUGGGCCAAAUAAUCCAAACGCCUCGCAAGGGGCUUGGCAAAACCAUCCGGGGCAACGGGAUCAAAAGUCAAAUACAUUUCUCAAGUAUGAGUAAAAUUAUCUUUGUUUUAUUUUUCUACCUUUUUUUUCAAAUUAGCAACCCGCCUUGCUAUAGAGAGAGGGCAAAGACGGUUUCGAUCGUAGGCUACCUACCUCCCUUGGAUUUCCUAAUGCCACCACUAUCACCACUGUUGUGCAGAUGUAACUUUAUGGUCAACGCUGUCAAUCUAGAUGCGUAAGGGAGCAGCCGAGGGGGGUAUAAUCACUUUUAGUAUAUAUAUAGGGGCGAGGGUAUGUAAUGAGUGUGUCAGGUAGCGUUCUAUAUGCAUCUAUACCUAUUUGAAAAUGAAUUUAUCGAUAGAUCAUGACCAUGGUUAUAGCUUAGAUUAUAGUAUGCUUCUCUGAUAUGCGUACACAUUAUAUACAUACAUACGUGCAUACAAUACAACAUCUAUCAUCUAUAUGUAUAUUAUAUUAUCUGUAAAAUUUUGACUUCGUCGAGAAUCGCUAACAGAGAACUUUAUUAAAUCUUGAUCUCUAGUAUCUGCAGGUGUGUGUAUACAUCGUAAAUAUACUUGUUUGCUUGGUAUUUGCUAAACAUACUAAAGUACCUUCAUAUGUAUAUAGAUUAUAAAUCUGCAGUUCUACUACAGUAUAAUUGAUAAAAAUGUCAAGUUCGAAUUUGCAGUAACUAGACGCAUGGAUAUUAUAUGUCAAGGUAUAAUAUAGUAAUGUAUGUGGUUAAUUUGGGUCUAAAUCAGUCUACUCUGGUAUAUACAUAUGUUUAGAAACAUCAUGCGUAAAAAAUAAAUACAGUUGAGUGUGAUUUUGAGAAAAUGAUAAGCUAUGGAUAAUAUCAAAGAAAAUAUUAUUACAUAACACUUAGCAUAUGGUACAAAAUUCUAAUAUAUGACAAACACGGUUGCUCUGAUUCAUACAUAUAUUGGAUGUGUGUACACAUAUUUAUAUACUAAGGUGUUUUAAGCAAACACAAAAAAUUGAGGAUCCACCUUCUACCUGUCAACUAUGCUGUUUACAGUGUACAAUUAAACUUUUCAUACUGUAAGGUGCAGUCGAAAUUUCAA